Molecule: messenger RNA, 282 nt
Organism: Paramecium sonneborni
Lineage: Eukaryota; Ciliophora; Oligohymenophorea; Peniculida; Parameciidae
Source: the annotation of a GenBank genome assembly
AUGAGUGAUGUGAUAGGGCCUCAUUUAACUAAUUUUGUACCUCUAUCUCUUUUGAAUAGACCUUUAGUCGAAGAUGAAAUGGAAUAAUCUUAAAAUUAUACCACAAAAUAUCAAUCAUAAUAAAUUAUCAAUCGCAUAAAAAAAACUAUUAGAUUUAAUGAAGAUAUUGCAGUGCUGUAUUUUUCUUAAUCAGAUCCUGUUAAAUCAAUCUCAAAGUCUUUGAAACAGCUGAAAAUUAAUUCUUCUAUGAAAUGGGUUAACCCUUCAAUUAUUGAAUGUUGA